This is a messenger RNA of Momordica charantia (bitter melon), 521 nucleotides long. The record is from RefSeq and is a predicted model, not a curated record. NCBI's taxonomy places the organism in Eukaryota, Viridiplantae, Streptophyta, Magnoliopsida, Cucurbitales, Cucurbitaceae.
CCCUAUAAAAGAAAUACCCCAAUUCUUGUUGUCCCCUUCACCGGAAAAAAUGUCUUCGAUUCUCAAUAUCGCCGGCGCCGGCGAGCUCUUGGACCCCUUCCUCUCUAUCAUAAACCAGUGUCCUGUUCUGAACACGCCCACCGACUGGAAAGAGACUCCGGCGGCUCACGUUUUAAUCGCCGAUCUGCCGGGUCUCAGCAAGGACCAGGUCAAGGUGGCGCUCGCGGACCACCGUGGCGGACCCGUGCUCCAGAGAAUAUUAAACGAAAAUAUUCCGGAACGAACUCUAAGCGAAGGAGAUAGAGCAAGUAUCGGAGACGAGAACGAUGAGAGCAGUGGAAAUAAGUGGUGGCGCAUGGAGCGGUGCCGGGGGAAGUUCUGCAGGAGGUUCCGGCUGCCGGAGAACGCGAAGGGCAGCGAGGUAACGGUAGCGAUGGAUAACGGAGUGCUAACGGUGACGGUGCCCAAAGGGGAAGUGAAGAAGCCACAGAGGAAGGUGAUUGAGAUCCAAACAGUUUGAA